Messenger RNA from Pogona vitticeps (central bearded dragon), 3015 nucleotides. Lineage: Eukaryota; Metazoa; Chordata; Lepidosauria; Squamata; Agamidae. The record is from RefSeq and is a predicted model, not a curated record.
UGUAAAGGUUUUUGUUGGUGGUGCCUUGUGGGGGGGGGGCGUGGAAUGGCAGAAAGUGGCAGAAAACCUCGUUUACCUGCCAAACAUCCCAGGUCUGAUUCUCAUCCUCCAGUGUUUUUUUAAAAAGAGCAAUUUUAACAGGCGAUGAGAAAUAAGUGCAUUUGCCUCCUGCACCAGAUUCUGAGAGAUGGCAAGAAAAGUUGGAGAAGGCCACCGGGCCAGCUGGCUGCGGUCAAUUAUGUUCUCCUUUGCCUGAGACGGUCAAAUAUCUUGGGUCAGCCCCCGGGAACGACCAGACCGUGGACCGCUUGCUCAGAGGGCUCUCCGGAAGGCGGAUCAGCCUCACGUUACUGGGAAAUUCCAUGGGGUUCCGUGGUUUCUAGGGAAACAACCAGCAUCCUCUGGUUGGCCGCCAUCUUGCUGGCGGGCCACCUCCUUGCCCAACGCAAUCAUGUCUUCAAAAUUACAGUUAGAGCCACCGGAGAGAAGCAGGAGCCAACGGCGGACUCGCCCGAUCAUGUACCGCUUCCUCUGGCGAAUCCGCGAAGAGUGGAAACUUCUGGGCUUCUUUGAGAUCAAUCAUGAUCACGAGUCCUACCAGCUCAGCUGCAUGCUCAAAGAGGGGCUCAAGACCUCCAUCCAGCAUGCGAUCGAUCACCCAGUGACCACGGAUCUACGAAGUGAGUCAGAAUUUACUGCAGUGCAUAAGCAUAUCCACGAGGGCUUCGAAAUGAGGACUUACGCAGGCCCCAUUUUCGCACGGUUUCGGCAAUUCCUGGGCCUGGUGGAUCUCGAGUACCAAAAAGCUCUCUCUUGCGAAGCCUUCUACCUGCAGUUCAUCAGUAAUUCGAAGAGCAACGCUGACUUCUUCCUGACCAACGACAAACGCUUCUUCCUCAAGACGCAGAGAAAGCGGGAGAUCCGUUUCCUGCUGGCGAACCUGCAGAAGUAUCUCAAGCACAUGGAGCGAUACCCCCACUCCAUCCUCGUCAAGUUCCUCGGGGUUCACAGCAUUAUUGUUCCCCAAGAGAAGAAGAAAUACUUCAUCAUCAUGCAGAGCGUCUUUUAUCCUCAUGAGAGGAUUGUGGAGCGGUACGAUAUUAAAGGUUGCGAGGUUGACCGGUGGGCGGAUCCGGCGCCGGACGGCAGCGAAGUGAUCGUUGUCUUCAAGGAUCUCAAUUUUGGACAGAACGUCAUCUGCCUUGAGCAGCAGCGCGACUGGCUGGUCCAACAGGUAGAGGUGGACACGGACUUCCUGAAGGAGCUACACGUGAUUGAUUACAGUUUUCUGGUUGGGUUGCAGCCACUCCAUGAAGAUGAACAGCUCCUCAACAAGGCCUUAGCCAACAUCAUCACCAGGACUACCAUGUCGCUCUGCUGCCCCAGCUGCCCCUCAAGCACGGCGACAGCACAGUUGGACGACACCGAAGGCACAGCCCACAUCGCCACCUACGCGAACCAGGUUAUCUCCAGCGCGGACCCCCAGAGCAAGCUGUCCCCCGAAAGCAAAGCCACCCUGCAGAACAUUCUGGAGCUUUACCUAAAGCAUCGGCCCAGCACCGAGAUUGACCUGGAGACGUCCGCCCACAGCGAGACCUUCAUGAGGGACGUCCUGGCCCCUUACCUCUUCCGAGGGAGCAGCUUCGAGGAGGUCCCCAGCUCCUUCGGCGACGUCGACGGCGCCGAGCGCAGCCACAUCAUCCGCGGGCCCAGCCUGGUGGACUCCUCGUUCCUUUUAAGCCAGAACCGGCGCCUUCUCCCGGGCUCCCGGAACCCUCUGCACGUGAUCGACGGGCCGGAUUACCGCUAUUUUGUGGGCAUUAUUGACUUCUUCACGGUCUACGGCUGCCGUAAGAAGCUGGAACACCUUUGGAAAAGCAUCCGGUAUCGGGGGAGAAGCUUCUCCACGGUUCACCCUGCCUGUUACGCCAGGAGACUUUGCAAGUGGGUGGAGGAUCACACCACAUGAGCCUGGGGGAAAAGAGCAGAGAGGAUGGGUGACAAGGGAAACGCCUUCGGUUCGUUUUCCCAGGGUCCCCGGAACCUUUUUAUCCCAGGGCACCCGCUUGAGUCCCAGAAAGAGAAAAGCAACUGACCGUAAACCAAGGUCAACACGGAUGAACUCAGAUUCCUUCUCCGAGCUGCGGAGAACUGCUCUGAUGCUGGAAGACUGGUUCAAAACACAGUGGCACAGAGUUCCACAGGAUCUGGCAUGGGGUUUUCGGAGGGGGCGGAAGGGGUCUGAUCGGAGGCAGCGCUUCUGCACACAAUGGCUGGAAAUUGGUGCAGAAUUUUGACACUUCUGAAUACGAGUGCCAUGUUCUGGAGUCCCAGCGAUAACCAUCAGAAUUUGGACAUUAAAACGGGAAAAAUAAACCCUUUCUUGAGCUCUCCUAACAAUACCGGACCCUUUCAAAAAAGGGUAGGUGUGCUGCUCCGAUCCAUCCUUUUGCCUCCAUGAUCAUGGGUUAAUCCUACAGAGGUCCAAAGGAGGCCAAGAAUAAAUGAAAAAUGAAGGAAGAGGUGACAUCAAAAAGGGCCCCAUCCACGGUGGUAUCAAAGCACGAAGCCGAUGUUAUUCUCCAUUUAAAGAAUAAAACCACUCUUGAGAAAUGUCUUGCUGUGGUUAAUUUAAAAAAAAAAUCUGUGUCAUUCUAAUCUAAUACAUUCUUACUGGGAACAUACAUAAUAAGCAACUGUGAAGGGCAAACCUCUAUAUAAAACAGUUUUAUAGAAUAACUCAAUUUUGUGGUGACUUCCCCCCCCAAUAAUGGUAUCAACUCUCCUGUAUUUUUCAAAACAAACACAAAUCCAAACCGCACCGUGCCGUUUUCCUAGAAGGCCAGGAAAAAAAUUAAACAGGUUAGCCGCUGUCCACCAGAAGAAGGAUCUAAAUUUUCCCGUUCAGGAUCGGGGACUACCUAAUUCAGCGUUGGUUUCCCGCAACGGUCGGUCUGCCGUCCCUCUACUACAAUCUCCAGCCACCGCAGUAUUUAUUUUAUGUGUUUAAUUGUA